Gadus macrocephalus (Pacific cod) is the source of this 5020-nucleotide messenger RNA. Its product is annotated as NACHT, LRR and PYD domains-containing protein 3-like. The coding region runs from base 285 to 3503 and encodes 1072 amino acids. Gene Ontology annotation, molecular function: protein binding. The transcript is spliced from 10 exons. Lineage: Eukaryota; Metazoa; Chordata; Actinopteri; Gadiformes; Gadidae. The record is from RefSeq and is a predicted model, not a curated record.
ACACGUGACGCCCAUCGGCUGAGAGAGGGUGGCUGCUUGCCUGCCCGUCAUAUUGCUUUAAUCUUGCUCAUGUUAACGGUUCCUCCUCAUUUUAUCGCAGUCUCUCUCAGUGAGCAGCCGUGAACUUAAUCUUUCUCUACAUGCACUCUGAUCCCUUUUCCUUGAUAUACUUGUUGGAACACUUUAUCCUCAUUUUCUUCUCUUUCAUUUAUACUUUUAUAACUACAUACUGUAUUGAGCAGAACUCGUUUUAAUCACGGAAUCGAUAAGGUCUCCAGUCUACUAUGGAUGAGGAGAGAGAGGAGGGGGCUCCUACCUCUAAAACCCCUUUGCCUGGGGAACAUGGCUGCCAGAGCAAAGCUAAGAGAAGGAGGCAGGAGAGGGCAGACUCCCCUGGACCCAGCUGUGUCUCCAUGAAGAGUGACAGCUCUAUGGGAUCUGCUGCUGUCGAGUGCCAACAUAUAAUCAAGUCUAAUUUGAAGAGGAAGUUCUGGUGUAUGUUUGAGGGAAUCCCUAAAGCAGGACUUUCAACACCUCUGAAUGAGUUCUACACAGAGAUCAUCAUCACAAAGAGAGGCAGCGGAGAGGUCAACCAGGAACAUGAGAUCAGACAGAUUGAAACAGCUUCCAGGAAACCAGUCAAGGAGGAAACACCGAUCAAAUGUGGAGACAUCUUUAAACCCCUACCUGGACAAGAUAAACCAAUCAGGACAAUAAUGACAACUGGAGUGGCCGGCAUUGGUAAAACCGUCUUGACACACAAGUUCACUCUGGACUGGGCUGAAGGCAAAGCCAACCACGACAUACACUUCACAUUUCUCCUCACUUUCAGAGAGCUGAAUUUACUGAAAGGGAAAGAGUUUAGCUUGGUGGAACUUCUUCAUCACUUAUUUAUUGAGACCAAAGAAGCAGGAAUCUGCAGAUACGACCGGUUCCAAGUUGUCUUCAUCUUGGAUGGAUUGGAUCAGUGUCUACUUCCUCUGGACUUUCAAUACACACCGUUCUGGACUGAUGUCACAAAGUCCACCUCGGUGGAGGUGCUGCUGACAAACCUCAUCAGGGGCGUCCUGCUUCCCUCUGCUCACAUCUGGAUAACCACACGCCCUGCGGCACUCUAUCAGAUCCCUGCCGAGUAUGUUGACGUGAUGACAGAGGUCAGAGGAUUCACCGACCCACAGAAGGAGGAGUACUUCAGGAAGAGAUUCAGAGAGGAGACACUGGCCAGCACAAUCAUCUCCCACGUCAAGAAAUCAAGAAGCCUCCACAUCAUGUGUCACAUCCCAGUCUUCUGUUGGAUCACUGCUACAGUUCUGGAGGACAUCAUCAAAACAUCCCAGAUAGGAGAAGAGACUCCCAAAGCCGUGACUCAGAUAUACUGCCGCUUCCUGAGGGUUCAGUCCAUGCAGGGGGACAGGAAGUAUCGUUUGACAGCUGAAACAGAUCCACACUGGAGUUCACAGAGCAGGCACAUCAUUGUUUUACUGGGAAAACUGGCUUUUAACCAGCUGGAGAGUGGCAAUCGGAUCUUCUACGAGAAAGACCUGGCAGAGUGUAAAGAAUAUAGCCACGAAGCCUCAGUGUACUCAGGAUUGAUCACCCAGAUCGACACCAAGUGUGUGCUGUACCAGGACAAGGAGUUCUGCUUUGUCCAUCUGAGCCUCCAGGAGUUUCUGGCUGCCCUUUAUGUAUUGUGGUCCUUCAUCCAUACUGGUGUCAAUCUGCUCUUAGAAGAACAACCAACCUCCGGUGAUGAUAAACUCCUCCUCCUCUACCAGAGUGCUGUGGAUAAGGCCUUAGAGAGUAAGAACGGACACCUGGACUUGUUCCUCCGCUUCCUCCUGGGCCUCACUCUGGAGCCCAAUCAGAUUCUCCUACAAGAUCUGCUGAGACAGACAGUAGCUAGUAGCUCGCAUACCAACAAGGAAACCGUGUCUUACAUCAAGGGCAAGAUAGGUGGAGAUCUCUCUCUAGAGAGAAGCAUCAAUCUGUUCCACUGUCUGAAUGAGUUGAAUGACCGUUCUCUAGUGGAGGACAUCCAACAGUCCCUGACAUCAGGAAGUCUCUUCGAAACACAUGUCUCUCCUGCUCAGUGGUCAACUUUGGUCUUCAUCUUACUGUCAUCAGAAGAGGAGCUGGAUGUGUUUCACCUGAAGGAAUACUCUGCUUCAGAGGAGGGACUUCUGAGGCUGCUGCCAGUGGUCAAAGCGUCCAAAACAUCUCUGCUGAAUGACUGUGGUCUGUCAGAGGAAUGCUGUGAAGCUCUGGCCUCAGUUCUCAGCUCCAACUCCUCUAGUCUGAGAGAGCUUGACCUGAGUUCCAAUGAUCUGAAGGAUUCAGGAGUGAAGCUGCUCUCUGCUGGAAUGGGGAGUCCAGACUGUACACUGGAAACUCUCAGGCUGCGUGGCUGUCAUCUGUCAGAGAGAUGCUGUGAAGCUCUGGCCUCAGUUCUCAGCUCCAACUCCUCUAGUCUGAGAGAGCUGGACCUAAGUACCAAUGACCUGCAGGAUUCAGGAGUGAAGCUGCUCUCUGCUGGACUGGAGAAUCCACACUGUACACUGGAAACUCUCAGGCUAAAUGGCUGUCAUCUGUCGGAGAGAUGCUGUGAAGCUCUGGCCUCAGUUCUCAGCUCCAAAUCCUCUAGUCUGAGAGAGCUGGACCUGAGUACCAAUGAUCUGCAGGAUUCAGGAGCGAGGCUGCUCUCUGUUGGACUGGGGGAUCCACACUGUACACUGGAAAUUCUCAGCUUGUCUGGCUGCCUGGUCACACAGGAAGGCUGUGCUUCUCUGGUCUCAGCUCUGAGCUCGAACCCCUCCCAUCUGAGAGAGCUGGACCUGAGCUACAAUCACCCAAGACACUCAGGAGCUGCGCUGCUCUCUGCUCGACUGGAGGAUCCACACUGGAGAUUGGACACUCUCAGUGUGGAGCACGGUGGAGUGUGGAGGCUGAUACCAGCUCUUAAGAAGUAUGCCUGUGAACUAACACUGGACCCAAACACAGCCCACAGACAACUCUCUCUGUCUGAGGACAACAGAAAGGUGACGGGGGUUCAAGAGGACCAGUCGUAUCCGUAUCACCCAGAAAGAUUUGACCGCUGGUCCCAGGUGUUGUGUAAAGAGGGUCUGACUGGUCGCUGUUACUGGGAGGUAGAGAGGAAAGGAGAUGUUUCUAUAGGAGUGACAUACAGACCGAUCACAAGAAGAGGACGGGGUAAUGACAGCAGGCUUGGAUGGAACAACAAGUCCUGGACUCUUUAUUUUCAUGAUGAUCUUUGCUCUGCCCGUCACAACGGUAGAGACAUACGUCUCCCGUACGCUGGCUCUACCAGAGUAGGAGUGUAUCUGGACCGGCCUGCUGGCACUCUGUCCUUCUACAGAGUGUCCCCAGAUGGAGGAGGGUCCUCGGACACACUGACACACCUCCACACCUUCCAGUCCACCUUCACCCAGGAGGAGCUCCUCCCUGGGUUCAGGGUAUCGUUGCGUGCCUCAGUGUCUCUGUGUUAGUUAUAGUCUCUCACUCUCUCUCUCUCUCUCUCUCUGAGUCUGAGGAUAUACGCAUGCAUAUAUUAACACACACACACAUAUAUAAUAACACAUGCAUAUAUUAACACAGACGCACAUAUAUUAACACAGACACGCACAUAUAUUAACACACACGCGUGCGCAUACAUUGUACACACAUGUGCCCACGCAUGCAAACACACACGCGAGCACGCACACACACACACACACAUCGAAAAAACAAACACACACAUGCUGUAUAAAUACACAUAUCUACAGACACACACACAUAUUAAGACACGCAAACACAUGCGCAUAUAAACACACGCUCGCAUGCACACACAUAAACACAUGCGCAUGCACACACAAAACGCUUAUAUGAACACACACACGACACGUAUAUAUGAACACACACGCGCCCAAACUCACACACACACACUCAUACACAAAUUAUAUAAAUACACACAAACAUGCAUAUGUAAACAAACGUAUACGCACACAGACACACGCACACACACACACAUUUUGAACACUCAAAUAUACACACAGACACACACAUGCGCAGUUGCGCACACACAUACACACAUGCAGAUAUGAACACACACACACACACACCUAGAUAUGAACACACCCUGUGGCAACCCGCCUUCUAGAGUGAACCACCUCCUCCCCAAAUAAGACACAACAUAGCUGGCAAAAAGCCAAAAAGGCAUGUUAAGUCCUAAAUCAAACAAAGUCUCAUACUGAAAAUAAUACAAUUUGGGGGCCAUCUGGGGGCAGACUGCUUCCAGGGGUGCUGGGCCGAAUCCGGAUCAUCGAUCAAUCAAUAUUGAUUGAUGGUUAAUCUUAACAUGUUUAUACUACAAUAUUGUUUAUAUUUUCAGACAUUAACAGUUUCAUACAAGGGCUCUGAUAUCAGUUUAUAUUUUGAUAAGCAGCGGUGCACGCGCAGUGUGUGCGCGUGCAUGUGUGUGUGUGUGUGUGUGUGUGUGUGCGCAUGUGUGCGUUUCCGUGUAUGUUCAUACGCAUUUGCGGUGUGUGUAUGUGCGUGCUUGGGGUGUAUGUAUGCGUUUGCGCGUGCUGUGUGUGUGUGAGAGCUGCAGGCUGCUUGGCACAUGCGCACAUGACUAACUUGAGUAACUGGUGCGACAGGCCUGCUAUUAUAGUAGUAAGAUAUUCAUAAUGCAAGUGGUCUGGGAAAAGCUAUUGAUCAUGUUGUGAUUAAUUUAAACUGAGUAUUGAUUGCUUCUGUUCUGGUGGGAACAAUACAGCAGCAGAACAUGUUCAGUUAAAAUAUGUGCACACCUGUUUAUGAUUAGUAAUGUCUGCUGCUUCUAUUGUUUGAGUCCUUGUGUUUAUUGCAUUAAUGUAAGGGACUGUUCUUCUAUUUUUUGAGUCCUUGUGUUUAUUGUGUUCAUGCAAGGGACUGUUCUUCUAUUGUUUGAGUCCUUGUGUUUAUUGUUUUCAUGUGAGGGACUGUUUUUCUGUUUGGUUAAUACAGCAUGAUGGUGAUGAAACAA